CACGGAGUAAGCUGUGAGGGAACACGUGGAGUUUCAGCGCACUCGCUUCACCAUGUCACUGGAGCAAGAAAAGAAAGAGACCACAGACAAGCCCAGCAAAAUGAUCGACACGACCCGCAGCAACGUCAGUCGGUCACGAUUGUUUCCUCCCAUGGAAAUGACCUUCCAUUACGAGGCGGAGAAAAAAAUCCACAUUCCUGACAGCCAAUCGACACGGUUCAGUUUUCGGAAGCUCUGGGCUUUUACAGGACCUGGGUUUCUCAUGAGUAUUGCUUAUCUGGACCCGGGAAACAUUGAAUCGGACCUACAGUCUGGAGCUGUGGCCGGGUUUAAGAUCCUCUGGGUUUUGCUGUUUGCCACCAUCAUGGGCCUCAUGUUACAGAGACUGUCAGCACGCUUAGGAGUUGUAAGUGGCAUGCAGUUGGCUGAGGUCUGUCGCAGGCAGUAUCCUAAGUUCCCUCGGAUUGCGUUAUGGUUGAUGGUGGAACUGGCGAUCAUCGGCUCGGACAUGCAGGAGGUGAUCGGAUCGGCCAUCGCUCUGAACCUGCUGUCUGUUGGAAGGAUUCCCCUCUGGGGCGGAGUGAUUAUAACUAUUGCAGACACGUUUUUAUUCCUCUUCUUGGAUAAAUAUGGUCUGAGAAAGCUGGAAGCUUUGUUUGGGUUUCUCAUCGCCGUUAUGGCUGGCACCUUUGGUUAUGAGUACGUGACUGUAAAGCCUGACCAGUUGCAGCUACUGAGGGGGAUGUUUGUGCCCAGCUGUGAUGGCUGUGGAAGCCAACAGCUUCAGCAGGCGGUUGGCAUAGUUGGCGCUGUGAUCAUGCCCCACAACAUCUACCUGUACUCAGCGCUGGUCAGAUCCAGAGAUGUGAAUCGAGCAAAUAAGAAGGAAGUGAAUGAAGCCAAUCGUUACUUCUUCAUCGAAGCCUGCAUGGCUUUGUUUUUGUCUUUCAUCAUUAACGUCUUUGUGGUCACGGUGUUUGCGGAAGCUUUUUACAACAAGACCAACGAGCAAGUGCACGAGGUGUGCGCAAACAGCAGUAGUCCACAUGCUGAUCUCUUCCCAGUCAAUAACCAGACUCUGACUGUCGAUAUUUACAAAGGGGGUGUGGUGCUGGGCUGCUAUUUUGGUGCUGCUGCUCUCUACAUCUGGGCCAUUGGUAUCCUGGCUGCAGGUCAGAGUUCAACCAUGUCGGGGACAUACACUGGACAGUUUGUCAUGGAGGGGUUCUUGAACCUCAAGUGGUCUCGCUUUGCUCGUGUGGUCUUCACCCGAUCAAUCGCAAUCACUCCCACCUUGCUGGUCGCUGUUUUCCAGAAUGUGGACACAUUGACAGGAAUGAAUGACUUGCUAAAUGUUCUGAUGAGUUUGCAGCUGCCAUUUGCAUUGCUCCCAGUAUUGACGUUUACCAGUAUGAGCUCCGUGAUGAAUGACUUCGUCAACGGUCUUGUGUGGAAGAUUCUAGGCGGAAUUAUGAUUCUGAUCAUAUGCUGCAUUAACGUAUAUUUUGUAAUCGAUUAUGUUUCAAAUCUGAAGUUCUUGGCACUCUACAUUGCAGCAGCUAUCGUGUCAGUUGCCUAUUUAUCUUUUGUGUUAUACUUGGUGUGGUUUUGUUUAGUUCAAAUGGGUGUCCCAUUUUUGAACUGCAACCGUGAUGUCAAUGUGAACAAGAUGAUGAUUGUGGAAGAUCAGAGUCAGGUAUUUCAUCGAGUUGGGUCGAUCCGUUCAGCAGAUGUGGGUACUGUCCGCUGAAGAUUUCAUCAGAGUAAUGAAGACUGCUUGCUCUUCUGACACGAUAUUCCUCAAAUGGAACUCAGUUGGACCAUUUAAUGUAUGUAAAUGUUUGUCAUAAAUCAGUGUAGCUGCUUCAUUCCAUAGAUAAUGCUCUAACAAUUGUUAAUAUAGACAAAGUCUGAUACUAAAUAUUUUGAGUCCCAUCAAACAGGAACUCGCUACUAAAUCAUCAGGGCCAGCAUGUCACACAUUCCCAGUGGUUGUAUAAAUGUCCAGAAGGGAGUGAAAUCUCAACGUCCAGGGAUGUCAAUGGACAGCUGCAGACAUGAACGUGGUGUGGUGUUUCCCUGAAAUCAGUCAUGACCUAGUUAGUGGCGUAAUGACCACCUCUUGAUGAGCACCAGAGGACCACCCUAUGGGAGGAUGGGCUUAGGAAAUGGGCAACUUCAACCCAAAAGAACAGAUGAUGAUGUAUUUUACUAUUUAUUGGAUGUCACCCUUGUAAAUAAGGCUGGUGGUGACAUUUUGAGGUCUGCACACCCCAGUGAGGGGUAGGAAUGGUGAGCAUCAUAAACUGUAUAAUUUCCAAGUCUAAUUUAGAAUAAUGUGUAGGAAUAAACUGCAGAUGCUGGUUCACACCAACGAUAGACACAAAUUGUUGGAGUAACUCAGCAGGACAGGCAGCAUCUCUGGAUCUCUGAAAUGAAGGAAUGGGUGACGUUUUAGGGCGUAUUUAGAAUUACUUUAUAUUCCUGACCUUUCAAUAACAUCCUAAUCUGAUUUGAAAUCUUCCAUAACUAAAGUAAAGAUAGCCAGAUUUGACUAUGUAUCAUUAAAUUUUUGAUAUGUAUAUGUGGAAUUAUGGUCACAUAUUUUAACUUAAGUUCUCAUCAAGUCAUUUUACUUCUUCAACAACUAGUCUGUCUGCAUCUAUCCAUGGAGCUUGCAGGUAAAUCCUUCUCUAUUCUUGGACUGACAGCAACACCUUCUCAUUGUCUUAACAAUACCAGGCCUCUGUCAACAGCAGAGUUGCCAACACAGACGGAAGUGUCAGAGCUGCUUUCAAAUGUGGUGGUUGUCCUAAGUUAUGCAGUGCUUGGGAUUUGCCUCUGGAAAUCAUCCUUACUGCCCUAUGUAUUCCAAGGCUUGCACUGAUGCUGAUUCUACUUGGGACUUGAAAGACCUGAUGAUCCUGAGCUUUUUCCUCUCACAAAUUUAUUGUUGGCUGCAGACUUACUGCCAGUAGGUGGUGCAAUGUUUCAGUCUGUACAAUGAAUAAAUAGCACAUCAAAUAAAAGGGUAGGUUGUACUUGUGAGCUUUCUUGUGGUAUAAUUUUGUUAAUAUUUGAAUUUGUAUUUUGAAAUGAUUCUCAAUUAUAUCAAGGUGUACAUCUUUAAAAUUAAAUAAAUGAAUGUUCUUA
This is a messenger RNA of Leucoraja erinaceus (little skate), 3153 nucleotides long. Its product is annotated as natural resistance-associated macrophage protein 2-like. NCBI's taxonomy places the organism in Eukaryota, Metazoa, Chordata, Chondrichthyes, Rajiformes, Rajidae. Gene Ontology annotation, biological process: metal ion transport. The coding region runs from base 53 to 1750 and encodes 565 amino acids. The transcript is spliced from 15 exons. The record is from RefSeq and is a predicted model, not a curated record. Gene Ontology annotation, molecular function: manganese ion transmembrane transporter activity; iron ion transmembrane transporter activity; cadmium ion transmembrane transporter activity. Gene Ontology annotation, cellular component: plasma membrane.